UCCUACAGGACUGCCGCAUCCCGCUUGGCAGAGCUCGCCCGGGAAACUUGGCUUUACAAUUAAAUUUUCUUUAACAUUUUUAAAAUAUUUAUUUCGGUACGCAAAAUUUUUUACCGGCGCUGAAUUGAAGUUUAGGGCUCCAGAGGCUUCGGCCUCGGGCCCCGGUAAUCCUGGGGCCUUCGGUUUCGCGUGCUAGUGAAAGCAUUAUUCGCGAUGUCGCUUACUGUGAAAUUAAAUCGAUUUAAAGUUCUUAAAUGUAAAAGUGAGAAGUUCGCGCGCUUGGAGUUCAGAGGUGUGGAGAAGUACACUUCUGUGCUCCAGGACCAUGAAGAACUAAUCUAUGUCAACCAGAGAUUCGAAUGGCUGGUCGGUCGUCCAAUAGACCCGGGCGAGGUCCUGACACUGCAGCUGUUGUCCCGCGGACGAUGGGGCUCCCACCGCGUGCUGGGCGUGUACCGGCUCGGCCUGCAGAUCCUGGUGGCGGACCAUCAGCUCUGCGUCACCGACACCCUGGUCGACGAGCGGAACAAGGCUGUGCCGGUAUUCGUCGAAAUGGAGGUGUAUUACAAGCCGCCAGCGACGCCGGGCCCUUCCACGCCGCUGGACGACGUGCCCUACCGCUGCGACGCCGGCUCCGGACGCGGCUCCAACUUGGUCGACCAACCCACGAGCUCACUACGAGUGUCUAAUAUCACGGACUUGCCCUCGGUCCACGGAUCCGUCGCCACCAGUCAGCAAAACUCAGGACGGAGCUCCAUUCAGGUGUCAGAUGAAGAUAAUGCUCUAGAGGACAUCGGAAGAAACAUAGCUACGCUGGAGCGCAGCAUGCAGAACCGGGAGGUGGUCAUCGACAUAGACUCGGGCGACGAGUCUCGCGCCAGGAAACUGAAGAUUGCUGGCAAACGCUUCCUCAGGCGUGGAUUCUCAAUGGGCGCAGACAGAGUGGUGACCAUCUCAGAAGGCGAACGCAAGAGGACUUCUACCUUCAAGAGUGUCCGCAGCCUCAUCCGCCUGGGACGCGUGCGCAACCGGGACUCCAGCGGAGACGAAGAGGCCCUGCUGGAGGCGCCGGGGCCGUCCGAGGAGCGCCCGCCCAGCCAGACGUCGGUCUCCUCUGAUGAAGUCUUGGUAGACACGCGCUCGCCGCCUGACACGCCCAAGAUCAAGAAAAUGCGCAGUACCCUUGACAACAGUCGCAUAUCAGCGUUGAAGGCGGCCGAUUUCCAAGUCUGCGUGACCGUCAUAGAAGCCAGGCAGCUGGCGGGGCUGAACAUGGAUCCAGUUGUGUGUGUCCAGAUAGGAGACGGCAAGAAGUACACCAGUGUCAAGGAGAGCACCAACUGCCCUUAUUACAAUGAGUACUUCGUGUUCGACUUCCACAUGCCGCCCAUCAUGCUAUUCGACAAGAUCAUAACACUUUCCGUGCUACACUCGCGCAACAUCCUCCGCGCCAAUAAGCUGCUUGGCAGCUUCAAGCUGGACGUUGCCACAGUGUGGAACCAACCUGACCGCCAGUUCUACCACAAGUGGGCGCUGCUGACGGACCCCGAUGACGUGGCAGCCGGGCCCAAGGGCUACCUGAAGUGCGACAUCAGCGUCAUCGGCAAGGGAGACACCAUCAAAGUCCCCCCCAAGAGCGAGAAGGACGAAGAUGAUAUCGAGGCCAACCUCCUGCUACCAGAUGGCGUGCCAAUCGAGCGCCAGCGGGCCAAGUUCAUUGUCAAGAUCUACCGAGCUGACGGGUUGCCUAAGAUGAACUACUCCAUCUUAGCCAACGUGAAGCGAGCCUUCACCGGCGAGAGCCAAGACUUGGUCGACCCCUAUGUGCAAGUCUGCUUUGCCGGCAUGACCGGUUGUACAUCAGUGAAGAAGAACUGUUACACGCCCGUUUGGAACGAGCAGGUAGUGUUCGCGGAGAUGUUCCCGCCGCUGUGCCAGCGCAUCAAGAUACAGCUCCGGGACAACGACCCCGUGCAUCCCAAUGUCAUCGGCACACACUUCAUAGACCUGAAAAGCAUCUCCAACGAUGGAGAGAAAGGUUUCCUUCCAACAUUUGGACCAGCUUACGUAUAUCUAUAUGGAUCAACUCGUGACUAUAGCCUCAUAGACCAGCACGCCAAUCUCAACAUGGGUAUGGGUGAAGGUGUCGCUUACAGAGCCAGAAUUCUCCUCUCUAUUCGUACGGAGAUAACGGAUAAUCUCGAAUGUCCUGCUUCUGAAGUAGAAGUGGAACCAAUCACAGCGAUCAGUGAACCAAACUUUGAGAAAAACGAAGAGUUCUUCUUGUUCGCCAGCGUGUUCGACGCCAACAUGAUCGACAAACGGCUCACUGAUAAGCCAAUACAGUUUGAACUUAGUAUUGGUAAUGCUGGAAACACUCUUGAUGGUUAUAGUGAAUCAGUGAAGCGAGCGCAAGAUUUGGAAGUCACAGAUGAUAAUGAAGAAUUAACAGCAGACACAGGUUACUGGCAGAGCGUGACGCAUCCGACGAAGGCGACAUCUAGCGACAAGAACUACUACUACCUACCCUACUGGGACCACAAGCAAUGCAUGCAUGUCCGCAGUAUCUGGCCCGACCACCGCAGACGGAUGUACAAUUCCAACCUGAUUUCCAACAUCAUCGAGAAAUUCGAGGAAGGUUUGGCUGACGUGCAGCAGGCGAUGGAUACGGACGCAGGCGACAGCGCCGUCGUCGUAUCGCUGAAGACGACGCUCGAAGCCGCCAGCAACGCUUGCGCAGCUUACGUCCGACACAUGACCAACGCCCCGCCUAUAGGGAACACCAAGCUAGAUCGGGAGAGGCAGAAGAUGUGCAUUUAUGAAAUAGAACAAAUCUGUAGCCUAUCAAAGACACUGAAGGCACUUAUAACAAAAAAUUCGUUAAAAGAUCGUUUACGCACAGCAUACUCAUAUUUGACUAAACUAAAACAUAUUUGUGAAGACUCACAGCACGCAAUGCCCGAUAUCUUCAUUUGGAUGAUCAGCAACGGGAAGCGUCUGGCGUACCAGCGAAUCCCGGCAAGGGAUGUUAUCUACUCCGACAUCCCAGAUGAAUGUGGAAAGAACUGCGGGAAAAUGCAGACGCUGUUUCUAAAGUGGCCAGGCAAAAAAGCAUCUACACCAAGUGGUUGGUCCAUACCAGCUAAAUUGAAUGUAUACUUGUGGUUAGGACAUUUACAAGACAAGAAACAUUACAUCGAUGGCCUUCCUCAAGGCUAUGAGCUAAGUUACGAACUGAGAAAUGCUGACAAAUUGCGCUCUAACGCUCCAUCUGUCAUAUAUUAUGCAGAAAAACAUACUUUUCAAAUGAGAGCGUAUGUUUACCAGGCACGAUCUCUCAUUGGGUCUGACUCUUCAGGACUUUCAGACCCUUUUGCUAGAGUAGUCAUCGGCGAAAGUAGCACAACUACCCAAGUGAUUGAUGAAACUCUGAGCCCGACUUGGGACGAGCUACUUGUUUUUGAUGACAUAUUAUUGUAUAGCACAAUAGAACAAAUCAAAGCUGAUCCUCCAACUAUUGUUAUUGAAAUAUUUGACCAAGAUAAAGUGGGCAAAUCAGAAUUCAUAGGACGCGCUUUAGCAAGACCUCAUGUGAAAGCAUUUGAAGAUACUUAUGACAGACCAACCUGCCCUCCUUCGCUUGAGUGGCAUGAAGUAAGUCGUGGUGACGACCGAGCAGGAGAACUGUUGGCUACGUUCGAGUUAUUGGAAAUUCCUGCAAAACAAGAUGCAUCAAUACUUCCAGAUUUACCAACGCCACGAGAAGCUACUGGGAAACCUCCAGUUGAUAUAAACAAAGGACCAAUAUUACCAGUACCGAGAGGUAUACGGCCAACGCUUUCAAAAUAUCGUAUUGAAGUCUUGUUCUGGGGCUUGCGAGAUCUCAAACGCGUUCAUCUACUCACAGUAGAUAAACCAAGAGUUGAUAUCGAAUGUGCUGGACAUAUUUUAUAUUCUACUGUUAUACAAAAUGCAAGACGUAACCCUAAUUUCAAUAAUCCUAUAAAAUUCGUCGACUUAGAACUACCAGAUCAAGAUCUUUACAGACCGCCAUUGACUAUCCGCGUUGUUGACUGUCGAAGUUUUGGUAGAAUUACCUUGGUUGGAACACAUACCAUCAACACUAUACAAAAAUACAUUUAUACGCCAAUGAGUAAAAGGGAGAGAGAAAUUGAAGAGCGAAAAAAAUCACUGAUACAAUUACAAAACGUAGACUUACGCGCGAAUUGCAUAGUGCAAGAAGACGUCUUCACAAUUGAAAAUGAAAAAGAAAGUUGCCCACUACUGAACCGCGAUGGAAAGCUAACUAUUACCUAUGGCUCGGGAGUCAAACAAGCAGUACGCAAAAAAGUUCCAAAACGUGAGUCGUCUAAAAAAAGAAAAGCAAGUACUGAUUCGGCACUAGAUGAUGACGAAGGUAACAAAGACUGGUGGACCAAAUACUUUGCCUCAGUUGAAUCUAUGAUAGAAGAGGAAAAGGAGGCGAAAAAGGAAAGGCAAGGCUUUUUGGCACCUCAGUUAUCAUACAUUGAUGAAACUCGCUCACUCAGGGAGGAAUUGCACUCGCCUCGACAGGAUCGUGAUCGUAUGAAGCGCUCACGCCCAUCUACGUCGCCGAGAGCUAAACUUAGUCCAACAAUUUCAAAAACCAACGAAAUCCCAGCUUCGGCUUUGACGAAGAUCUAUCCACAUGAACUUGAAGCAGUGCCCGAAUACGAUGAAUUUAAAGAAUGGUUACACUCUUUUGAAUUAUACAGGGGGAAAAAGACAGGCGAUGAAUCGGAAGACGAAAGUCGCGUUGUCGGAAAUUUCAAGGGCGCAAUAAAGGUGUACAAAUGGCCGUUACCAAGAGGAAUCGAUGAUCAUACAGUGAUGGGUUUCGAUCCUAAUUAUGGUUUCUUCCAAGGAGUCCCAAAUAAUGAUCCAAUUCAUGUAUUAGUACGUGUGUACAUAGUGAAAGCCACAGAUCUUCACCCGAUGGAUCUAAAUGGAAAAGCUGAUCCUUAUAUCGUGUUGCAUUUAGGGUCCAAACGAAUAAGCGAUAAAGAAAAUUACGUUUCAAAGCAGCUAAAUCCAGUUUUCGGCAAAUGUUUUGAAAUUGAAGCGACAUUUCCUCAAGACUCUAUGCUUACUAUACAAGUUCUCGACUGGGACUUGCUGGGAUCCGACGACUUGAUAGGUGAGACAAAAAUAGACCUGGAAAACAGAUUCUACAGUCGACACCGAGCAACUUGCGGUCUGCCCAUGAAGUAUGAAGAGCAAGGUUACAAUCGAUGGCGUGAUGCCUUGAAGCCAACUCAGAUUUUGGCAAAGCUGUGCAAAGAUGGUAAAUUGGAUCCACCUGUGUAUGAGUUGGGUCGUGUGAAGAUUGGUCGCACUGUAUUUAAUAUGCCAGUUGACGAUACGGAGCUGUUUUCGAAUCCUGACACCUUGGAAGAGCAAAUGGCGCUAGUGGUACUACGCCGCUGGCAAGAGGUCCCACGGGUCGGUACCAGGCUAGUUAUGGAGCAUGUGGAGACCAGACCUCUAUAUAACCCCUGCAAACCUGGUAUUGAACAGGGCCGUUUAGAGAUGUGGGUUGACAUGUUUCCAAUGGACAUGCCUCUGCCUGGUCCACCGCUAGACAUAUCAGCGAGGAAACCCAAAUCUUAUGAAAUGAGGGUAAUCAUUUGGAACACAGACGACGUCGUGUUGGAGGACGAUGCUUUCUUUACUGGAGAAAAAAUGUCUGACAUCUACGUCAAAGGUUGGGUCAAAGGUCCAGAUGAUUGUCAAUGCACGGAUAUACAUUAUCGUUCUCUGACGGGAGAAGGAAACUUCAACUGGCGUUUUAUCUACCCAUUCGACUAUCUGGAGGCAGAGGAACGCAUAGUGAUCUCUCGGAAAGAGUCUGUGUUCUCGUGGGAUGAGACCGAGUGUAAGAUCCCGGCUCGGCUUGAACUACAGGUGUGGGACGCUGAUCAUUUCUCUGCUGAUGAUUUUUUGGGUGCGAUCACAUUGGAUUUGAAUCGGUUUCCGCGAGGAGCUAAGUCUUCCAAGCUUUGCACCCUUGACAUGCUCCGGAACGAUGGGUCUGUUCCGAUGAUCAACAUCUUCAAACAAAAACGGGUCAAGGGCUGGUGGCCAUUCUACAUCAAACGUGAUACGGAAGAGAUGGAACUCACUGGGAAGGUAGAGGCUGAGAUCCAUCUGUUGACUCGUGAGGAAGCUGACAAGGUCCCCGCCGGACUCGGCCGCAACGAGCCUGACCCUCUGGACAAGCCUAACCGUCCAGACGCAUCAUUCAUGUGGUUCCUGAACCCCCUCAAGUCCAUACGCUACAUCGUGUGGCACAACUACAAAUGGACCAUCCUGAAGGCCGCCAUCAUCCUCCUUGUGGCCCUGAUGUUCCUUUUGUUAGUUUACGCCGUGCCCGGAUACACAGUUAAAAGGCUCCUUGGUGCUUAGAAUAAGUCAAUUAUUAUAGCUAGUAACAUAGAUUUAUUUAUUCAUUCAUAUUUUUCAAUGGCAGCGUGAUGAAAUCUAGCAAGGGUAUCUAUGGGAGGUAAAAGCAUUCUGGUUUUAUCGCCAGCUUCCCAUUAACCUUUUUCUGCGCGGCUGUAGCUAGAAGUCUGCUGGACUUAAUUAUUUCAAUUUCAAAAAAAUUCAAUUUCAAUAUAUUUCCACAAAUAUCGGUUAAGGGAUUUGGGUACUUUUGUAUGCACCUGUCUCGUUAUAUAUUUUUUUAUCUGCCAGCUAUAAUUUAUUUCUCAUUAGUAGCUAAAUAUUGAAAGUAAAAAAGACAUAACAGAUUUAAAUAUUUUAGAUUAAAAAAAAUCAUAAAAUUCAUAGUUCUAACCAUAGAAUUGUUUUAUUGCUAUCGGUCGGUUCCAAGAAAAUUGGAGAUAAUUUUUUUUAAAUUUAUUUCUGAAAAAUUUUGUAACGAAUAAAUUCCCUGAUAUCAUUGCUCCGACCCAUAAUCUCUCGAAGAAAUCUAACUAUAUUUCUUGAAAUAUCAUAAAAUAUCAUAGUUUUGGUUGGCAAGAAGCUGACCCAAAUCCCUUUAAAUUUAAUAUUUAUUGUGCAUAUUUAGAAAUAAUGUAAGAAUAAUUUUAAGCUUUCUUCAAUUAAGGUAAGUGAAAAUCUUCAUUACUCUCUACUUAUUGUACUAGUACUUCGUUUCAUCUCGGCCAAACAUACAUUCGUAUUUCUGUGUGUUCUCCUCAUAGUGUUCUCCUCAAACGAUCCCCGUGAAAUUUUGGGAGCAGGUUCGAUAAAUAUAUGAAAAUCCAUAGUUGACCGAUUAUUUGAAACAUUUUGAAAAUGAACGUGUUGGCACAAUGGUCUCAAGCGUGUAUGGUCACAAUGGUCUAUAGAUUGUAUGGCUCUCACGCACAUUUUGUGUUUGAGAAAAACAACGAAAUAACAAACGAAUUUUCGAUUAGGACAUACUACAGACGGAUAUUUUCACCAGUCUUGUUAAAAGAUGAAUAGCCGAGGUUGUUUGUAAAAAGACAGAUUGGUUCGAGAGGCCAGAGUUCUGAAAAGUGUUUUUCUUCCGGAAAGUAUUUUUCUUUAGUUCAAUGUACUUAUUUAGUUCUCUAUCUCUCUCGCGAGGUCUAAUGCUCUCAGAGCCACUAGUAGAUCAAUUUCUUAAUAAGAAUUUCAGAUCUUCUAGAAUAUUGUCAGUUCAUUACAUCAGAGCUUAUGGGUUAUCGGUACGUACACCCAUGUCUGGGCUCGAUAUUAUGGAAUGACUGAGUCAUUCGAAUAAGCUACUUGGAGCAGUGAAUCCCGGCUUCUAUAGCUUUUAGGUUAAAACACGAAAACGAAAAAUAUGGAAAACUGUUUUUGCGAGAAAAAUAUUUAUUUUUUGCGUAGAAAAUUACAUCUUAAACUUUUCUAUUGCCAUAAGAUUAUACACGUCCUACAACUGUCGCCCCAUUCAAUCCUUAUAAUUAAAAAAUCUGCCCGUCGAUAUGUCUACUACAUAAAUUGUGUUUCCCAUAAAUUUGAUUGACGGUGUUUGGUGAACGGGUUCUUUUCCCACUGGAGAUAGUCAACGUAGCACACAACUAGUUUUCAAGCAGGUACACAGCGUGUGAUUCGUCCCCGAUAUGACGUUAAACUGUCGGGCGUCCUUACGAUCUGGGACGUACAGAGGCGCUGAUGGGGCUUAUGCACAAUAUAUAUAUUCACCGGACUUCUAUUCAGCUAGCACGGUGGUAGGCAAUCAGUAAAAUGUACAACUGUGUGUUCAGAUGACCUUGGACGUAUAAUUAGUUUAGGAGUUAUUGAACAAUAUUGUUCGCGUGGCCGAUCAACUUUUGUUAAGGCGUCAUUUCUAUAUUUCCAAUAGUUUAGCUGGACCAUCGUUCUCCAUCCAGGUGUUCCAGUUAUCAAAAUCAUUUAUAACCCUAUAUAUUCCCAGACUUCAUAGCUAUAUAACAAAAACUUUUUUUUCGAAUCCGUCCAGUAGUUCGGAGAUUAGCGUGUACAAACCGACAAACAGACAUACAGACAGAGAGAUUGUUUUUUUCAAAUUCUUACCGUAUACUCUACUGCCUAAUUUUAUGGAAAUAUAUUCAAUGUACAGAAUUUUCUUCUACUGUUUUAUUAUAUGUAUUGAUUAUAGGUAAAUUCAGACAUUCAGUAGCGUUGGCACGAGGUUAGAGUAACUUAGACUGUUGGCGGUAGAGCUACGGUUACAGUUAUCGCCGCCGAUAGUCUGAGGCAAGUUAGUAUAUCUACUACCCCUCUAAGAUAUUACAGUGACGGGUUAAUAGCAUUUUACCCCUAUUGAUUAUUCUUGCGCAGUCAAUCAACGCAUGCAAUAUGAUAAAAAUGUAAUAUGAUGAUACGUAUUUUGGAGAGACCUCGUAAUUCUGAACUCACUUAGCUAGCUUAAGUAUGCAAAGUAUAUACUGAUAUAUACAUUUUCUCCCCGUCUAUCCUUCUGAAAUUAAAGGCCUGUCUAUGAUUAAAGGCCAGUGGUAAUGGUUCAUUACUAUGACCUUGAAAGAACGGUGGGACGUCAUCAAGAACUGGCUGUGACGUACAGCUCCGUGCGGGGUGGGGCACGGACCCCUUGCCGUACGUCCAGACGACCUAGGACGUAUCAGCGUUGUUUAGAACUUGUAAACGCUAUUUUCAGCAUCAAAGGUUUUGCCAUUCCCCUUUUCCCCUUUUCUCCUUCUCCCCUUUUCCCCUUUUAACCUUUUCCCCUUUCCCCCUUUUCCCCUUUUCCCCUU
Molecule: messenger RNA, 9230 nt
Organism: Plodia interpunctella (Indianmeal moth)
Lineage: Eukaryota; Metazoa; Arthropoda; Insecta; Lepidoptera; Pyralidae
Product: otoferlin-like
Exons: 28
Coding region: 214-6447 (2077 amino acids)
Biological process (GO): plasma membrane organization
Cellular component (GO): membrane
Source: RefSeq, a predicted model, not a curated record